UCUUUGCUUCCCGUGAUGCCGUGCGGACUUCCGGUGUCGGUCGUUUUCUCCGGUCGGUUGUUUGUUCGAGUGCGUGUAUCAUCGCCGGUUGAAAGCAUUUUUAAAAAAUGGCGAGUGAUGGACCGCCAGGAACCGAAUCAAACUCUACUGAUUUGGUGGGGCUGAUUUCAGAUUUGAACACGUGGAGUAACCCAGAGCUUCAGGCGAAACUUGCCGAAAUUGGAGCACCAAGCUUGGGCCCUAGAGAAGAACUCAUUGACAGGCUGAAAGCCUAUGUGAUACAGACUGGGAUGAUGCCCACCAAACCAGACUUGCAGACUACUGAUGAUCAGCCCCCCCAGAUGCCAGGGCUGGCACCCGUGGCCAGUAUGCCAUUACCACCUGGAAUGGGCAUGCUGCAGGCCAUGGGUAUGAUUGGGGCACCGGCUCCCCCUGGGAUGCCCGUGUCCAUGGAGCCGCCGGGCCUGUCCCAAGAAGACCAGCUGAAAAUGGUGCAGCAGAGGGCUGCCAUGAUGCUGCAGCAAGAGGAGCGAGUUAAGCAGCAGGGAGAGUCACGUACCAUGGAGGAACAGAUGAAGGAGCAGGAGUUGCUGCAGCAACAGAAGAGGGCAGCGGAGCUCCUGGAACAUGAGCGACAGCAGGAACUGGCUAAGAUGCAGCAGGCUGGACCAAGUCCUCGGGCCCCCAGCUUGCCCCUGCCCCCCCUGCCCCAUCUCAACCCCAUGAGAGGUCAGCCCAUGGCACCUGGUGUUUCUUCUAGUGGCCCACCCCCUCCAGGGGUGUCUCUGGUGCCCCCUCCAAGCCAGAGGCAGAGAGUACCCCCACCACCAGGAGAGGAUAUUCGUGAGGUGUGGCAGGGUGAGGAGGUGGGUAUGGGGCCCAAGAUCCCACAGGCCCUGGAGAAAAUCCUGCAGCUGAAGGAGAUGCGACAGGAGCAGCUCAGCACUGUACCUGCAGAUGAUGAGGAUGGCAUUGAGUUGGAAACAAAGGUGGUCUCCACAUUGUCUGAGGUGGAGGAUGAUGAGGUCGGGAUCUCCAAGAAAGAUAAAAACCGCAAGCGCAGAAACCGAAAGAAGAAGAACAAGAAGAAGAAAGACCAGGACAAACAGGUGGAGGAAGAGGUGACAGGAAAUAAAGAGAAGGAUCCUGAGGUCGAGAUCGAGUACAUCACCGAGGAGCCGGAGAUCUACGAUCCCAACUUUAUUUUCUUCAAAAGGAUCUUUGAGGCCUUCAAGCUCACGGACGAUGUGAAGAAGGAGAAAGAGAAGGAGCCGGAGAAGCCAGAGAAGUUGGAAUCGAUGACGAUCAAGAAGAAGGGCUUUGAGGAAGAGAAGAAAGACAGUGAUGACAGCGAUGAGGAAGCGAGGCCAGACGUGCCCAAGAUGUCGAAGAAGAAGCUGAGGAGGAUGAACAGGUUAACUGUGGCUGAGCUCAAACAGCUGGUGGCCCGGCCAGACGUGGUGGAGAUGCACGAUGUGACUGCGCAGGAGCCCAAGCUGCUGGUGCACCUGAAAGCCACCCGCAACACAGUGCCGGUGCCUCGUCACUGGUGCUUCAAGAGGAAGUACCUGCAGGGGAAGAGGGGCAUUGAGAAGCCCCCCUUUGAGCUGCCCGAGUUCAUCAAGAGGACUGGCAUUCAAGAAAUGAGGGAGGCCCUGCAGGAGAAGGAGGAUGCAAAAACCAUGAAGACCAAAAUGAGAGAGAAGGUGCGCCCCAAAAUGGGCAAGAUUGACAUCGACUACCAGAAGCUCCAUGAUGCCUUCUUCAAAUGGCAGAUCAAACCUAAACUCACCAUCCAUGGGGACCUUUACUAUGAGGGUAAGGAGUUUGAGACCAGGCUGAAGGAGAAGAAACCCGGCGACCUGUCGGACGAGCUGCGCAUCGCUCUUGGCAUGCCCGUGGGCCCGAAUUCCCACAAAGUACCCCCACCGUGGCUGAUCGCAAUGCAGCGUUACGGGCCGCCUCCCUCCUACCCCAACUUGAAGAUCCCGGGCUUGAACUCUCCCAUUCCAGAGGGCUGCUCCUUUGGUUACCACGCUGGAGGCUGGGGGAAGCCCCCCGUGGAUGAGACUGGCCGGCCCCUCUAUGGUGAUGUCUUUGGCACCAAUGCUGGUGACUUCCAGGCCAAAGCGGAGGAAGAGGAAGUCGAUCACACUCCUUGGGGAGAGCUUGAACCUUCUGAUGAGGAGUCUUCUGAGGAAGAGGAGGAGGAAGAAAGCGACGAGGACAAACCAGAUGAAACAGGCUUUUUCACGCCUGCCGACAGCGGCCUGAUCACUCCGGGUGGAUUCUCAUCUGUUCCGGCUGGCAUGGAGACCCCAGAGCUUAUUGAGUUGAGAAAGAAAAAGAUUGAAGAGGCCAUGGAUGGAAAUGAGACGCCACAGUUGUUCACGGUCCUUCCGGAGAGGAGGACAGGCCCCGUGGGAGCAGCCAUGAUGGCCUCCACACACAUCUAUGAUGUGUCGGGGGCUAUGGCAGGCCGCAAGGCAGGUGGGGGGCAGGAAUCCCAGGGUGUAGAGGUGGCCUUGGCUCCAGAGGAGCUGGAGCUGGACCCUAUGGCCAUGACGCAGAAGUACGAAGAACAUGUGCGUGAGCAGCAGGCCCAAGUGGAGAAGGAGGACUUCAGUGACAUGGUGGCAGAGCAUGCUGCCAAGCAGAAGCAAAAGAAGCGGAAAGCCCAGCCCCAAGACAACCGCAGUGGAGCCAAGAAGUACAAGGAGUUCAAAUUUUAGUCUGCUGCUCGCUCUCUCCCCUUUUUUUUUUCUUUGUAUUUGAGCAGUAUAAUUCAGUAGAAGCAAUUCAAGUCAAUCUUUAGUUUUUCACAGCAUCUACAAGUGAAAAAUGUUUCAACGUUUUGUAAAUAAAAUGGUGUUAACCAGU
This is a messenger RNA of Brienomyrus brachyistius, 2880 nucleotides long. It is a transcript of the gene sf3b2, whose product is annotated as splicing factor 3b, subunit 2. The record is from RefSeq and is a predicted model, not a curated record. Lineage: Eukaryota; Metazoa; Chordata; Actinopteri; Osteoglossiformes; Mormyridae. Bases 108 to 2732 code for a protein of 874 amino acids. The transcript is spliced from 22 exons. Gene Ontology annotation, cellular component: U12-type spliceosomal complex; U2-type spliceosomal complex; catalytic step 2 spliceosome. Gene Ontology annotation, biological process: mRNA splicing, via spliceosome.